AGAAAAAGGAAUUAAGAAAGCGACCAUGAGCCACCAUAGCUCCACCACCGCCCAAGACGUCCUUGUUGCCAUCAUCUGCAUCGCUCUCCUCAUCCUCUCUGUCAUCCUCUUCAUCCUCUGCAAGAAGCGCCACGCCGUCGACACCGACGACACCAUCCUUCCCGCUGCACUGCAUGCCCAGUCCCUUCCACUAAGCGAAAUCGAGGCCGCCACCGAUGGAUUCCAUCGGUCCCGAAUCGUCGGCAAAGGCCACCUUGGGACCGUCUACAAGGCCAUCUCGGCGACCGGCGACGUCUUCGCCGUGAAACGCAUCCACCCCCACCUUGUCCUCGGCAACCCAGGCGUCAGCUUCUCCUCCAGGAUCCGGUCGCUCUCCCUUGCCAACCAUCCUAACGUUGUCCCCAUCAUAGGUUUCUCCGAGGCACCGGGCGAGCGGGUCAUCAUCUCCGAGUUUGUGGGUAUGAAGAGCCUCGAGUACCACUUGCGUGGGAUGACCGGCGACGGCUUGCCGCCACCGGAGCCGUUAAACUGGGGGAUUCGGAUAAGGAUUGCGGCAGGGGUAGCACGGGGCGUCGAGCACCUGCAUGAAGGGAAUGCACCUGGCGUCGUGCAUGGGUGCAUCAAGCCUAGCAACGUUAUGAUUGAUACCAACUUUGGUGCUGGAGUUUGCGACUAUGGGCUCUCUUUUUUAAUGGGGCCUGAGGAGAGGAGGGGGAUGGUGGGGUAUGUGGAUGGGGAGGGGUGUGUGUGCAAAGAGAAUGAUGUGUAUGCAUUUGGGGUGGUGUUACUGGAACUUUUGAGUGGCAGGAGGAGUGAAGGGGGAAUGGUGGUUGCUUGGGCUUUGCCUUUGAUAAGGGAAGGAAAGGUUGGGGAGGUGUUGGACAAGAAACUAAGUGUGCCGAUGGACAUGAAGCCUUUGGCAAGGAUGGCGAAGGUGGCGUCGGCGUGCGUUGGUAAUGGGAGGAAGAAUAGGCCUUCGAUGUCUCAUGUGGCGGCCAUUUUGAGCAGCUUGGAAGAGUAUCCUUAUGUUUGAAAGUAGGGAGAUUUUUUAGGGAAGUGGGACGAAUGGCCAUGGUUUGAUAAUAUCCUCUUUUGUUUGGGUCUGAACCAGAGUGAGACGGUCAUGCAACGUAAGUCUUCCCAUCAUUUCCUGGAUGAUACAAAUUUGUGGAAAUCCAUUGUACUGUAACCAUGGUUGGGGGAUGCGAAAUGGUCAUUGUUGAGAUGAUCAUGCCAUAAACACCAGUUUUAAAGCUGUCGAUGUUAAGCA
Messenger RNA from Elaeis guineensis (African oil palm), 1270 nucleotides. RefSeq names its product serine/threonine-protein kinase-like protein CR4. Gene Ontology annotation, biological process: protein phosphorylation. Gene Ontology annotation, molecular function: protein kinase activity; ATP binding. Gene Ontology annotation, cellular component: plasma membrane. Lineage: Eukaryota; Viridiplantae; Streptophyta; Magnoliopsida; Arecales; Arecaceae. The record is from RefSeq and is a predicted model, not a curated record.